AGGCGCUUCCCCUGCCGCUGUCUCUCCCUCAAAAAGUUGGCGGCCGGGCCUCGGCUCCUUCCCUUGCUAACUUCCCCCCGCUGGCGGAUCUCCGCUCUUCCCCUUCCCAUCAUGAAGCCCUGGCUCUUGCUCAGCUUGUUGCUGCUGCACCAAACGCUGCAAAAUGCUAUUGGUCAGUCUGCGAAGAACAAGCGUCCAAAGGAACCAGGAGAGAACAGGAUUAAACCUGCUAACAAAAAAGUAAAACCCAAAAUUCCCAAAUUAAAGGAGAGAGAAUCCACAGACUCAUCCCCAAAGAUCUACUCCAUAAUGACGCAAGUGAUGGAUAAGGGCCGCUUUCAGAAGCCUGCUGCCACUCUAAGCCUUUCUGCGGGACAGAGUUUAGAACUGCGGUGCAAAGGGAAUAAAAUUGGGUGGAGCUAUCCCUCUUAUCAUGACACUUUUAAAGACUCCAGACUCAGCAUCAAGCAACAUGACAGAUACAGUCAGCUGAUCUUGGCAAAUUCCACUGCAGCAGACACCGGUGAAUACAGCUGCUGGCUACUCGUGUGCAAAGGUUACAACUGCAAGAAGGAUGAGUCAAAAACAAGCUCAACGUACAUCUUUUUUGCAGAUAAAGGGGAGCUCUUUGUUCCUUCUCCCAGCUAUUUCGAGGUGGUGUACCUUAACCCAGAUAAACCCACGGUGAUUCCUUGCCGAGUGACCAACCCGUCAGCAAAAGUGACGCUUCAUCAGGAAUUCCCAGCAGAAGAAGUCAAAGUGGAUGGAAUUGACAUUGUCUAUGAUGCAAAGAAGGGCUUUGUCUAUCAGCACCCAAAGUCUGAACACAAAGGAGUAGUUUACUGCAGAGCCGAAUCAAGGGGGGCGCCUCAGAUUUCCAUUAAAUACCAGCUGCUCUAUGUGGAAGUCCCUAGUGGUCCACCUUCAACAACAAUUAAGGCAUCAUCCAACAAUGCAAGCGGUGGAGAUGAUAUCAGUGUUCUGUGCACAGUUUUGGGAGAGCCAGAUGUAGAAGUAGAAUUUAAUUGGAUAUAUCCAGGGCAAGAGUAUGAAAGGCCUGUGAUCAUCCAGGACACCUGGAGGCUGAUUGACAGAGGAAUUGGUCACACCACAAGAAUCUCAGAGAGUCUCAUUACUGUAGAAGAUUUCGAAACCAUUGAUGCUGGAAACUAUAUUUGUAUAGCUCAGAACCUUCGAGGACAGACCACAGUAGCUACCCAUGUUGAACUGAUAUGAUAUACUGAGCUUGAAAUAGAGCCAGAACAGAAAAUGUAUGGCUGGACUGCUUCUGGCUAGCUUUAACACACUGAACUGGAAAUAAGAUUUUUUCCUACUCUGUACAUUCCAUUCUUUUUGCAUACUAGUAGACUCCAGGCUUGUAGUCAUAAGAUGCUGAUUGACAGCUAGUGCAGCACAAUGGCUAAACUAUGCACUCACCCCAGGUGGCCUCAUGGCCAUAGUAUUUGUUAUCUUCCCACCUGGGGGCGAAAUGCUGACCUACAUUAUGGUGUUUGGAUGUGAAGAUUCUUGAGCUUGUGUCUGUGAUGUGUUUUGAGCACUUGAAAGUGCUAUAUAAAUAUUGAUCAGGAAAGUCACCCAUUUUAGGGGGGAAAUAUCACAUUUAAUGUGAUGCAUCUCUGACAAUAUUGUUUAAU
Molecule: messenger RNA, 1655 nt
Organism: Gekko japonicus
Lineage: Eukaryota; Metazoa; Chordata; Lepidosauria; Squamata; Gekkonidae
Gene: PDGFRL
Product: platelet derived growth factor receptor like
Exons: 6
Coding region: 112-1236 (374 amino acids)
Source: RefSeq, a predicted model, not a curated record